Mycena citricolor is the source of this 546-nucleotide messenger RNA. The record is from the annotation of a GenBank genome assembly. NCBI's taxonomy places the organism in Eukaryota, Fungi, Basidiomycota, Agaricomycetes, Agaricales, Mycenaceae.
GAGGUUCGUAGCCCAAGUCGGACGAAUGAGCGGUCUCGGGCAGUGAUAAAACAGAAACGAUGGGGGCUCCAACGAUAUCGUUCUCGUUUGCAGGAUGGAGGGCCAUGCUUGCUCUUCGUUUCGAGAUCAGUUCUUCAACGGCUCGCUGGCGUUGAGGGGGAAGAGCAUCGUGGAUGGAGGAAACAUUGGAGGGGGACGGAGUCACGAUAUCGCUCUUACCCGCCUCCGCUGCAACCUGUUUCCAGAACUUGGCAAUCUUUCUUGCGUCUCGUAAAUCCCUGCGAGUCUUCAAAGUGAGACUCAAAGAGGACUUGUAUUCGUCGGGGGUACGCGACCCAGCAACUCGAGGAACGAUCGAAGACCAGGCACUGCCUGGAUCGGCGGCGGCUUGCUUGAUGGCGUCAACAAGAGCUUGAUCGGGAUCGAUUCCAGCCCGCACGGCUGCCUCGAGGUACCUUUCAUAGUGCAUAAGUUUUUCUUGAAGCGCUCGAAGAUCUGCUCUUUGAAAAUGAGAUUCGCGCUCAAGGACAGAGUUCUGAUGCAGUG